AUGGCGUCUCCUCCGCGUCGUCGUUCUUCUCGGCUUCGUACUCCAGCUAAAACACUGCAAAACACAACCCCCCAACUCACAUCUCUUGCCGAAGAUGAUGAAGGUCCUGCCUAUCCUUCCCUCCCGAACCUUUCGUCUCCAGUUCAAGCGCCCCAAACACCAGCUACCUCCGGUCGCAUUGUCCCACCUAGAGAGGAAAUGCAUCCAUCCAUGACUCAUAAAUCUACCACACAAAAGCCCGACUCGGGACUCCGUCAUGGCUUUGUUGAUAUCAAUGCCAAGGGUGACGAUCAGCCCUCUGGCGUUCAACAAAAAACUCCCUCAAAGAUUGGUAUCAGCUCCCCAACUUUCGAUUUUAGAUUCGCUCGACCUGCACCUGUUCUUGGCCCCGAAGCUCAACGCAUGAUGGAUGAACUACGUGAAGAGGCCCUCCGUAUCAAAGCUAAGCUUGCUGCGGAGCGAGAGAUGGAACAAAGAAACAAUCCAGAGGGUAGUCAAACGGGAACCCGAAGAAUUGCGCAGGCGAAGGGCAAAGUCAGUAGAUACAGCGAUGUUCACAUGGCAGAGUUCAAAAAGAUGGACAGUAUCGCCAAUCAUCCAUCCUCCUUCAGAGCUCAGCCAGGCAGAGUUACUCCUACUGCAAAAGCUCUGAAGCGCACACAAUCGAAGGCUAAGCUAGGUGACAGAGAUGCCACUCUUAGCGAAGAUUCCUCCCAAGAUGCCGAGAGUGAAAGACUUGAAAAUACUGCACCUGCCAAGCGUGCUCGUCAACGCAUGACUGACGAUACUUCCACUCAACGACCGAUAUCUCGUGGCAAGGCCGAAACGAUGGCAAUGCCUUCUACUCCCCGUCACAAGAUCUCCAGCAUUCCUGCGCAUUUGACAACACCCACACAAUCAUCUUUGGCUCGUGCCCAAAGUGUUAAGCAAUCUUCAACUCAAAUACCCAGCUUGUCAAGAUCACCAUCAAAACCAAAUUUGCAAAGCACCCCCCGCGGUAUGUUAAAGUCUGCUACAAUGAACAAUAUUGCUGGAUCAAUGACUGCACCAAGUAAAUCCAUGCUCCGAACUCCAAGCAGAUUCGACCGUAUGAAGUCUAUCUUGAAGCAUACAAGCUCCAGCUUCAGCUCAAAAAAAGCAGAAAAGGCGCCGGUUAUUCCUUCAAUUGCUAGGAGUCCAAGCAAGCUAAAUCUUGCGAGAGACCUACCCUCUGUUCCCACAACACCUAUUGGUGUCAGCCGUUCUAAGGGUAUGAAGCAUGUUGGAUUCACGCCAGAGACAAAAAAGCACAGUGAAGCUAAGCACAACGAAACUAUUGUUCCACAAUCUCCAUCUCCAGUAAAGUCCGGCAUUCCUCGCUCAACAUCAAAGUCCAAUAUGAAAAUCACUUCCUCAAUUGCUCCCCGCAAGCCUGCAUCUCAACAAGGACCCACUGAUGGACAGGCAAAAGAUAUUGAAACAUCUGAAACUAAAGCAGUAGAAUACCCUUCCCUCGCUGGAGUAAGACCCCUUCCAGAACCACCUCGUCAAGCUCCUCCUCCACACCUUCCUCCUUCAGUUCCCGGCACCUUUACUUUCCGCAGUGAUCAUACUAUCAGUUUCGGUGCUUCUCCAAAGGGAUUUGGUCCAUCUCCUAAUCAAGCUACUGUCCGCCAAGUCCGUCGAAGUAUAUUCCCUGAUGCUAUGCCUGGUAGUUUUCCUGAUGGCAACAAGGAGAACACCAACCCUCCUGUUCGUGAAUCGAGCAAAAAAUCAACUAACCUUUCAGUUAUGCCAACUGUUCCCCAUGGAAUGUCAAACAAGAAGCGUAGGAGAGUUGAGUCUGAUGGCGAAGAGGAAACACGAUCACCAAAGAAGCAAAAGGCUCCAGAGGGCGCUAUGCUAAUGGCUCCAAGACUUCAAUCUGGAAAGAAUGUUGUUGCCUCUUCGAAUGCCACUCCAAGCCCUGCCAAAAAGAGAGGUCUGACUUUGAGUCGACUCAACAUGCUUGCACGACCAAAGAGCCGAAAGUGA
Botrytis fragariae is the source of this 2013-nucleotide messenger RNA. RefSeq lists its product as uncharacterized. The coding region runs from base 1 to 2013 and encodes 670 amino acids. The transcript has 3 exons. The record is from RefSeq and is a predicted model, not a curated record. NCBI's taxonomy places the organism in Eukaryota, Fungi, Ascomycota, Leotiomycetes, Helotiales, Sclerotiniaceae.